Molecule: messenger RNA, 546 nt
Organism: Closterium sp. Naga37s-1
Lineage: Eukaryota; Viridiplantae; Streptophyta; Zygnematophyceae; Desmidiales; Closteriaceae
Source: the annotation of a GenBank genome assembly
AUGGCGGUAUCGCUGGCAGGGCCGUCGUAUUACCCCUCUGCUGCGUAUGCGACUGUGAAUGGAGAGACAGCGGCGGGGGACGUGGUGGUUGCUGCAGCUGGCAGGGGCAGAGCGCUGGAUGAUUACUCGGCGGCGGGGGACGUGGUGGUUGCUGCAGCUGGCGGGGCAGCGCUGGAUGAUUACUCGGCGGCGGGGGACGUGGUGGUUGCUGCAGCUGGCGGGGCAGCGCUGGAUGAUUACUCGGGGUACAUGGAAGCAGGCGGUACAUGGGGGUUUGCUGCGGCAGUGCGGUACGGCGACUACAUGACAGCAGGCAUAGACGAGGAGGGCAACGCAUGGGGCGCUGUGCAGUAUGUGGCCGGGGAGACCAAGAACCCACUGGACCAACUGGGCUACUUAUAUCUUCAGGUGGCAGCUGUAAACGUUCUUGGCGGUUUGGAUGGUAAGCCAUCAGCGGUGCUGUGCGGUACAGUAUGUGCUGGGGAGGCCCAGGACAGGACCCACUGGAGCAACUGGGCUACCUAUAUCUUCAUUGUGCAGCUGUGA